AUACCAACAACACCGUUAAAGUCACUCACGUGAUCACUUAAGCAUCCUAGAAGAGGACAGAAAAGAUGUUUGGCUACAUGUACAGUGUGCCAGUGGUUAGUUUAAGCUUUUAUUAAAGAUAGAUUCUUUGUCGUGGGGCAUGCAUUUUACUUUAACGUAGCUUGAGAAAACCAAGCAAGGAACGUCUGAAGAUUUUAUUCGAACCGGACGUACAAAAGACGUCGAGUGCAUUAAAGGCUUCCUCUUAUCACGACUCGGAUCAGUCACGUGGUACCUGAAUCAGAAAAAUAUACGCUAAUAUAUUAGACUGGUGAAAAUACGGACGUAGCUAUGCUUAAGAGAGACAUUUUAUUGUUUAUAUUGCUAUUUCAUAGUGUGGGAGUAGGCGGAAGUAGCGUUACACUAAGUACGCCCAACGCUACAAUAAAUCAAACCACCACAGGAGGCGAAGCUACAACAACAAACACAUCCACACUGCCAUUCAACAGUACCUCCAGGCAAACUUCAUCUCAACCUCAAUCGAAAGACACAGCCCCUGGAAGAGCCACAACCUUGCAAGCGGAUAUGACGUCACCUAGAAACAUGACGUCACCAGGGUUCACGCGUUCUUUUGGACCCAUAAAUGGACCUCCCGAAGAUGACUGCAGCGGUCACGUGGCUGGCAUCAUAACGACAUCCCUCCUCGCCGUCGCCUUUGCAGUGGUAGCGGCUGUCUUUGCACUGAAGUGGCGACAGGCAGUACAGCACGGUGGUCAGACACCCCCGCCCCCCAUCGAAAAACCGUUCAGUUUAUCCAUCGGAAAAUCCGUAAACGCAGGCACGACUAUCAACACAAGUGGUGUGAACUAUGAAGUAUUACCCAACGGCAGCUCAAAAGAUGGCCCUGUUGCUUACGUCAACAUGGCAAAUGGCGGCCAUGAACAGCCUGCAGAUGGCGCUAAUUAUAGUAGCGCAAAUGAAGUUGUAAACGACACCAAUGCGUCGGAUGAUGACCCGAUAUAUAUCUCAGUUAAAGAGCAGGGUGAUCGACAAAUAAACUUCAAGGACUACGCCGACGCUAGGAGAGAUUUUUACGCGAAUUCAGGGCAGAGACAUGAAAGUAUUGGACCGGAAGACGUAUAUGAGAACGCUUCUGAAAUGUCGCGCGGAGCUGAUUUAUAUGGGAACACUUUUGAUUACAGUGAAAACGAGAAAACUGAAUACCUGCAAGUAUUUUGAAUUAAUCGUUUUAAAUAAUUUUCUUACAAUCUAUAUUUUAAUAUUUAGAUGAGUGUAUAUUUUUAUCUGAUAUGUUGAUGAAAGAACUUGACGAUGU
Lingula anatina is the source of this 1315-nucleotide messenger RNA. RefSeq lists its product as uncharacterized. The record is from RefSeq and is a predicted model, not a curated record. Lineage: Eukaryota; Metazoa; Brachiopoda; Lingulata; Lingulida; Lingulidae.